CUCAUGAACGUUCUGUACCAUCAGUAAUGCAUAAAGUACAACUCCUAAAUGGAGCCAAUUAUGCAGAAAGAAACAAAAAAACAGUAACGAUGCAACAAUAGCUAACCUUGAAUUCCAUUGAUCCUUACUUAGGUUUUCUUCACAAACGCUUUUUCAUAUAAUUCCAUCUUCACAGUUCGAUCAGUGGAAUUCAACUACAGUGUGGAAUUGUUUGUUCUUCUGACGGUCGUUGUCAAUGGCAACUCCCGGUGGACCUAGACCCGGUAAUCUACCGCCUAAUUAUAACCCUAAUUCGAUUGCCAAUAACAUGCAAAACCUGCAAAUCAAUCGCCCUAAUCAGCCACCCAAUUCCGGUGGUGGACCUAGAGGUCCGCCUCCCCCUUUUGGACACCAACCCCGACCACAACCACAACCCCAACCCCAGUCACAACCUUUUCCUUCAUCCCCGUUUCCUGGAGCACCACCACCUGGUGUUGUUCCUAGAGGUGCAAUGCCACCACCUAGCGGACCACCACAAGCUGCAUUGCCACCUUUCAUGGCCUCUAAUCGACCAACUAGUGGUGUUAGUGGUGGUGGUGGUCCGCCUGGUAGUAACCAACCUCCUCCAUCUUCUUCAAGGCCAAUGGCUCCUCCAGGUCUUCGUCCAGGUCCGUUUUCAACCUCCCCUGGUGGUGGACCUGGACAUGGCGGUCCAUUGAGUAAUGGACCGCCAACUUUUGGACAAGGUGGCAUGCAAGGUGGUCCUACCAACCCUCCAAGACCAUCAGGUGGACCUCCACCACCUCGACAAACCAUGCCACCUGGUCCUCCCCUUUUGGGGCAAAAUAUGCAAUCAAGCAUUGGAAGCCAGUCCAUGAAUGCACCACCAAGACCAGUACAACCACAACCAGCUCCACCUUUUUCAGCACCACCUCCAGGUGGCAUACCUCCUCCUUUUUCAGCCCAAGGUCAAAGCAUACCUCCAUUUGGAGCUCAACCAUGGCAAAUGCAAUCUCGUCAAAAUAUGCCACCUGGCCCACCUCCACCUUCUUCUGUCUCUCCUCAACCUCCAAGAAUGAUUGGGAUGCAACCAUCACUUCCAAAUCAACAAUCAAUGGCUACAAUAUCACCCACCAUGGGCCCCACUGUAGGCACAGGACCUUCAAGAAUUGACCCUAACCAAAUCCCCCGCCCUAUUCCAUCUUCCUCCAUACUUUUGCACGAAACCCGCCAAGGAAAUCAAGCCAAUCCUCCACCGCCUGCUACAAGUGAAUUCAUUGCAAGGGAUACUGGAAAUUGUAGUCCAAGGUACAUGAGGUGUACAAUUAAUCAGAUUCCAUGCACUUCUGAUCUGUUGACCACAUCCGGGAUGCCUUUGGCUUUAUUGGUGCAACCCCUAGCCCUCCCUCAUCCAUCUGAAGAGCCUAUUCAAGUAGUUGACUUUGGUGAAAGUGGACCAGUUCGUUGUUCACGUUGCAAAGGCUACAUUAAUCCAUUCAUGAAGUUUAUUGAUCAAGGAAAACGAUUUAUCUGUAACUUCUGUGGUUUUACGGAUGAAACUCCCCGUGAAUAUCAGUGUAAUUUAGGUCCAGAUGGAAGAAGGAGAGAUGCUGAUGAAAGGCCUGAGUUAUGUAGAGGAACAGUUGAAUUUGUUGCUACAAGAGAAUUUCUGGUGAGGGAACCAAUGCCAGCUGUCUUUUUCUUUCUUGUUGAUGUAUCAAUGAAUGCCAUACAAACAGGUGCUACAGCUGGAGCUUGUAGUGCUAUCAGUCGAGUUGUUGCUGAUCUUCCAGAGGGUCCUAAGACACUAGUGGGAAUUGCUACAUUUGACUCAACUAUCCAUUUUUAUAAUCUGAAACGCGCAUUGCAACAACCAUUGAUGUUCUUAGUUCCAGACAUACAUGAUGUUUACACUCCUCUCCCUUCAGAUGUUGUUGUUCAACUUUCUGAGUGUCGUGAGCAUCUAGAUUUGUUGCUGGAAAGCAUCCCAACUAUGUUUCAGAAUAAUAAAACAGCUGAUUCAGCUUUUGGUGCUGGAAUGAAGGGUGCUUUUUUGGCAAUGAAGAAUACUGGAGGAAAACUUUUGGUAUUUCAAUCAGUCUUGCCUGCUGCUGGAAUUGGCGCUCUUUCUGCUAGAGAAGCUGAAGGAAGAAGUAAUAUAUCUUCAGGAGAAAAGGAACCUCAUAAAUUACUUCAACCAGUAGACAAGACUUUAAAGACAAUGGCUAUUGAAUUUGCAGAGUAUCAGGUUUCUGUUGAUGUAUUUAUAACAACACAAAGUUAUGUGGACAUUGCUUCAGUUUCCGUUGUUCCAAGGACAACUGGAGGGCAGGUGUACUAUUAUCACCCUUUUUCUGCUCUCUCUGAUCCCGCAAAACUUUAUAAUGAUCUUCGAUGGAAUGUCACAAGACCUCAAGGUUUUGAAGCAGUAAUGCGUGUCAGAUGUAGCCAGGGUGUUCAAGCAGAAGAAUACUUUGGUAACUUCUGCAAACGCAUUCCUACAGACAUUGAUCUCCCUGCGAUUGAUUGUGACAAAACGAUAAUGGUAACGUUAAAACACGAUGAUAAAAUGCAAGAUGGCACAGAAUGUGCUUUUCAGUGUGCACUUUUAUAUACAAGUGUAUAUGGGCAACGAAGAAUACGAGUAUCCACCUUAUCUUUACCAUGUACAACUAUGCUCAGUAAUCUUUUCCGCUCUGCUGACCUGGACACCCAAUUUUCAUGUUUUUUAAAACAAGCUGCAAUUGAAAUCCCUUCAAGCCCAUUAGUGCAAGUAAGGGAGCAAGUGACAAAUCUUUGCAUCAACAUUCUUCAUUCUUAUCGCAAAUUUUGUGCCACCGUGUCAUCAUCAGGACAGCUCAUACUUCCAGAAGCACUCAAGCUUUUGCCUCUGUACACUCUCGCUUUGAUUAAAAGUAUUGGGUUGCGAAGUGAUGGGCGUAUAGAUGAGAGAUCGUUUUGGAUUAAUUAUGUUCUUCCUUUGUCUACUCAAUUGGCAAUCCCUCUUGUGUACCCAAGGAUGAUAAGCGUACAUGAUCUCAAUUCAAAGGAGACAGAUGGAUCUGUGAUUCCUCAUGCUAUUCCCUUGUGUAGUGAACAUGUGAGUGAUGAUGGAAUCUAUCUUCUUGAAAAUGGUGAAGAUUGUUUAGUUUAUAUUGGAAACUCUGUAGAUCCUGAUAUAAUUCGCAAACUGUUUGGCGUUUCUUCGCUUGAUGAAAUUCCUACUCAGUUUGUGUUACAACAGUAUGGUAAUCCUUUGUCAAAGAAGCUAAAUGAGGUUAUAAAUGAAAUAAGAAGCCAAAGAUGUAACUAUCUUCGCAUGAAAUUAUGCAAGAAAGGAGAUCAAUCAGGAAUGUUGUUCUUUUCGUAUAUGGUGGAAGACAAGUCUCCAAAUGGUCUCUCAUAUGUUGAGUUUCUAGUGCAUGUUCAUCGACAAAUUCAAAGCAAGAUGAAUUGA
Lactuca saligna is the source of this 3436-nucleotide messenger RNA. NCBI's taxonomy places the organism in Eukaryota, Viridiplantae, Streptophyta, Magnoliopsida, Asterales, Asteraceae. The record is from the annotation of a GenBank genome assembly.